AUGUCCGCAGCACACGACCCCCGGUUGCUCUACAGCGUCAACAAUAUUCGCGCUUUCCACCUACAAGAUGGCGAGGAGCAGGAUCUCACGCCGUCGGGCCCUCAGACCCUCUCUUUGCUAAUGGUCCCAACCAGCACCGCAGGUGCGGGACCUGGCACGGAGUCGCCAGAAGAAGACUUCUACCUCCACCUAUAUCUCCCACCUGAGCUGGACCUCGCACUACCGGCGACUACCCAGAUCUUCCACCAGCCCCCCGAGAGUUAUCUCAUCCCCCGAUGGGACAUGGGACCCGACGCCGGUGCCUUUAUUCGCAUCCAAUUCCCCAGUAUCGGCUCUGGACCUAGCAACGUGACCCAGGAUGAUAUCGAUACAUUUGAAACCAUUCUUGCACAGUGCACCGCAUUCCUCGAACGAGCCCCUCCUCCCAAGUCGCAAGACUUGGCUGCUUAUAACCCCGCGGACUACGCACCCGGCCAGGGAUAUGUUGGGUCGGACUCGAAGAAUGCAGAUGCGCAUGGAAGGAUCGUGCUGAUUGACGAGGAAGACGGCAGCGUUGUCGGAGAGCUGGGAGAUGGUUAUAACGUGGUCGAGGAUUCGGAUGUGAAGCCUGGUUCCAAGCGACCGGUGGGAAUUGAACUCCCUGCAGAAGGUGAAGGUAAUCAAGUCAGUGUCAGCAAUGUCUCUGAAGAAUACCUGGCAAUGGCUCGACACCCCGCAUACAAGAACUCGACCAUCGUCCAAACAUCUGCGACAGCAUCACGCUUGAUCGUCACUGGGUCAUCAUAUCUGGCAGGUGCCAUCGCCAGCGGUGCGCAGAGCUUCCAACAGAAGACCAAGCCUAACCCCAAGCCUCUGACCUUCUCCGACUCUACCCACGCUCGCAUCCGCAAGGUCGGCACUUUCUCCAACGGAGCUGCCGAUUUUUCAGCUCGCACCGUGGGACAGGUUGGCAAAGUUGCGCAAAACCUGGGCGCGUCUUUGGCGCGUAAGCAAGAAUCAGGCCGGCGCAAAGGCUUCGACAAGAGCAACCCACCACAAGACUACAAGCCUGGUGUCUUGAACAAAUCAAUGAUCGCAUUCUCCACCAUCGCCGAUGGCAUCGAGCAGAGCGCCCGAAACAUGCUCUUCUCCGGUGCUUCAGCAGCCAGCUCCAUGAUCGAUCACCGUUAUGGGUCCGAGGCUGGUACUGUCGCAACCAAUCUGACAGGCGGAAUCAAGAAUGUGGGGUUGGUGUACAUUGACGCCACCGGUGUCAGUCGCCGCGCGCUUCUGAAAUCCGUUGCCAAGGGUAUGGUUGUGGGUAAAAUGCGCGACGGCCAGCAGGUUGUCGUUGGUGGAGGUGACGGUGGUCAGGUUCCUGCUGGAGUGGACGCGGGUCCUUCUCGCUUGGGUGCUCAGGACCCAGUUGUCCGCCGCCCGUCGCCUGGCCCCACACCGCCUCCAGCCUAUGGUGCAUCGGGGACGAUUUCGCUAGAUGGAGCGCCCAUGCCAGGGGCCUCAGGCUUUGCGCAUCCAUCAGAAGGCCGGUCCCGAACAGCUUCUUCGGCUAUGAGCACUUCCCGUCAGCCGGCUGUGCUCCCCACCCAUGCUUCACCAGGAUCGACCAGCACCGCAUCUCCCUCCCAAAAGAAUGCUCGCACAGCGUAUCCCGACAUGUUAGGUACGCCACCGGUUCCUCCGCCGCGAACCUCGUCAACAAACCACAGCCGUCGGAGUCCGAACGGAGCAUCGGGAGAAAAACAAAGUUCCCGAGGAAAGAGCAGGUCCGAGCGAAAGGAACACCGUGAGCGCCCACGUGAAGACCGAAACGGCAAAUCACGGAGACACCAGGGAGAGGAGACAUCUCGCGAAGUGGAGUCAAGAACAGCGCCACCGGUCCAAGCCGAGUCAAUGGAGAUGCCUGAGGGAAAUCUAGUGAAGGAGUCCAGUGCAGUGCUCAACUCUGUUCAAGUCAGCGACCCUGUCGUGGAUCACGAAAGAGAGCAGGUCCGACAAGUUGGUGCAUCUGCAGAGCAUGCCCCCUCAUCGGGCUUGGCAGCUGGGUUCGAUGGCGUAGAAGAGGCUCGCGGCCCUCGCAGUCGACAUGAUUAUAACAACGGAAAUGUCGUGAAGCGCAAGGAGACGACUUUCGGCUCUUACAUUCUUGGGCAAACCCUCGGUGAGGGUGAGUUCGGAAAGGUCAAGCUGGGUUGGAAACGAGAUGGUAGCAUCCAAGUAGCUAUCAAGCUCAUUCGGAGGGACUCACUGGGAACCAACCCCAGCAGACUACCGAAGAUCUACCGUGAGAUUUCCAUUCUGCGCGAUCUGGCACAUCCCAACAUUGUGCGCCUCCAUGAAAUGGUGGAAACCGACCGCCACAUUGGCAUCAUCAUGGAGUACGCGUCAGGAGGUGAACUGUUCGACUACAUCUUGAACAACCGGUACUUGAAGGACAAUUCCGCGCGCCGACUGUUUGCUCAGCUGGUUUCGGGAGUUGGCUACCUACACAAAAAGGGAAUCGUUCACCGUGAUUUGAAACUGGAGAACUUGCUUCUCGACCGGAACCGCAAUAUAAUAAUUACGGAUUUCGGAUUCGCCAAUACAUUCGACCCAAUAGACCCGCUGGACGAGGAGAUCGAGUACAACCUGACCAACAAGGAAUAUGUCAAGCGAAAGCGCCUAGACAAGGUUAACAGCAAUGGGUUGCGCCGAGGAGAUUUGAUGCAGACCAGCUGUGGCAGUCCCUGUUACGCCGCUCCUGAGCUUGUUGUGAGCGACUCCUUGUAUACAGGUCGGAAGGUGGAUGUGUGGAGUUGCGGAGUUAUCUUGUACGCCAUGUUGGCUGGAUACCUUCCCUUCGAUGACGAUCCAGCAAACCCCGACGGCGACAACAUUAAUCUUCUGUACAAAUACAUCGUCACCACACCUCUCACAUUCCCAGAAUAUGUAACACCACAUGCGCGCGAUCUUUUGAGGAGGAUAUUGGUUCCCGACCCGCGGAAGCGUGCAGAUCUGUUUGAGGUUGCCCGGCACAGCUGGCUAAGUGAAUACUCGCACGUUGUGUCUCACAUCACAAGCAGCACAACAAAUGUUGCGGACAUUGCCAACACAACAAUUACUUCCGAAACACAAAAAGAAGCCCCCCCUCUCACCCGAAGUGCCUCUGUACGCGAACCACCUAAGACGUCCCAAAGCAAUGUUCCAGCUGUUGGUGGUCUCAACCACCAUGCUGGAGACAUUUCGCAAGACUCGCCAUCCGAAAAGUCCAAAACCACUCGCGAUGCCAAGCGAAGAACGGUCCAAGUAGAGUACGUCGCUCCUCAGUCACAAACGACGAGAGGAGAACCUCCAGCAGAGCCGUCUACCUCACGCCGAGCCCCAGCUCCAUCAGAUCCACCAAUGGCGCCGGUGCAGCAGCCAGCAGAGCCAGUCCAAAAGAAGGGCGGAGACGCGCCGGCGCUCAACCUCAACAAGCCCCUUCCAGGAUAUUUCCCGCGCUCGACCUCGGACAACGCAGCACUCACUGGAUCGCACACUGUUGCGUUGCCUUCAGGUGCACGGCCCGCCACUGGUGGCUCCAUGGCUUCCUUCAACAACGCUGGUCGUUUACCUUCUCGCGGUUCCUACGGACAGCCGGUGGCUCCUACUGUUACCGCAACUAAUACCGAAGGCCGCCUGGCACAGCCCAAGAGCAGACAAUUCACCCUUCCCCAGGAACCAGAGGCAUCUACUACAUCGAUCGGCCGUCCAAGCACCCAGGUAUUGCCUUCAACAUUCAACACGACGCCUCGGCAAGAGCCGCCCAAGGGCCACAAGAGGUCCAACACUGUUUCUAGCCUUGGCGAGAAACUUUUUGGACGCUCUGGGUCAAUCUUGGGUGGCCGUGGCUCUCAGGCCAACGCCCCUCGUACAAAGCAGGACAAGCGUUAUCCUCCAGUCAGCAUGAAGGAACCGCUACCGAGAGAGAAUUCCAGAAUGUCCAUGGAUUCUCGGCGUUCCAUGCAAUACCCCCAUAACCGCAAGGCAAGCGAAUCGGGUCUCGAGAACCGGCCUCGUCGGUUCUCCCUUCUCCCACAAUCGUUCUCCUUCCGAGGCUUCUCCACCGGCCGAGCUCAGACACCCGAUGAACAACCAGACAAUUCUCGCCCUGUCGAGUCUCGUGGUCAACAACGGCCAGCUACAGGCCCUGCAGGUCCUGGAGAAGGUCGAGCUCGUUCAACAAGCUAUGGCGCUCAAGAUGCCAUGGGCAUGGUUAGCGAGGGACAUGGAGAGGAUGCCCAGGUUAAAAACGAGCCUCUCAGCUAUGAAGCCCAAAUCGAUCGGCAAUUCGCAGACCUGGGCACUCAAUUCGACCAGCAGCAGGAUUCCUUCGGUAUGCCGUCGGCGGAACAGGUUUACCAAAACUCUCGAGAUCAAUACUCUGGCAAUCAUUAUGGCUACCAGUCUAAGCCCAACUACUACGACGACUACAAUGGCACUUAUGACAGCUUGCCUCGCCAGUCAAUGCAGGCUGGUCGCUCAGGACGUGGACCGAACGUCUUGCAAAAGAGCCAUCGCAAAUUCGCCGAUGCCUACGAAUAUGAGCGGGACGGAUCUCACCAUUCUGGCAGUUCUGGUGCAGCACGCAAAGUCAUGGAUUUCUUCCGCAGACGUGCCAAGUCUAGAGCCGGUGAUGAACGUUGA
Penicillium arizonense is the source of this 4662-nucleotide messenger RNA. Its product is annotated as putative serine/threonine protein kinase (Kin4). The transcript is spliced from 6 exons. Gene Ontology annotation, biological process: intracellular signal transduction; protein phosphorylation; microtubule cytoskeleton organization. Gene Ontology annotation, cellular component: cytoplasm. The coding region runs from base 1 to 4662 and encodes 1553 amino acids. The record is from RefSeq and is a predicted model, not a curated record. Gene Ontology annotation, molecular function: tau-protein kinase activity; ATP binding; protein serine/threonine kinase activity. Lineage: Eukaryota; Fungi; Ascomycota; Eurotiomycetes; Eurotiales; Aspergillaceae.